AUGUCUGCUCGCGGAAUGAUGUCGAUCAAUGUUCGGGUAGAAGUGGUGAUCGGUGAUAGCUCACAGAUAAGGCUGAAUCCAAAAUUGAAAGAGGUUGUCAACAAGGAGAUCAUGAAACUCUUGGAAUCUGGAAUUAUCUAUCCUAUUCCAGACAGCAAUUGGGUCAGUCCAGUGCACGUGGUUCCUAAGAAAGGAGGAGUCACAGUGGUGAAGAAUGAGAAGGAAAAGAAGUUGAACGCUACGACAAGAAAGGAUCACUUUCCUUUACCUUUCAUUGAUCAGAUGCUGAAAAGGCUAGCAAAUCACCCGUACUAUUGCUUCCUAGAUGGGUAUAUGAUGUCUAUCUUUACAGACAUAAUUAAAGAUUUCAUGGAGGUCUUUAGGAACGAUUACUUAGUCUAUGGGUCUGAUUUUUCGUUAUGCCUAGACAACUUGUGCAAGGUGCUAGCUAGAUGUGAAGAGAAGCAUUUGGUUCUGAACCGGAAGAAGUGUCACUUUAUGGACACUAAUGGGAUUGUUUUAGGACACAAGGUUUUAGCAGCUGUUAUUAAGGUGGACAGAGCUAAGAUCGGGUCGUGA
Molecule: messenger RNA, 579 nt
Organism: Brassica oleracea var. oleracea
Lineage: Eukaryota; Viridiplantae; Streptophyta; Magnoliopsida; Brassicales; Brassicaceae
Exons: 4
Coding region: 1-579 (192 amino acids)
Source: RefSeq, a predicted model, not a curated record